UCAAUUCCAGCAGCCUCGGCUCGAUCGAAGCGAGAACGAACAGUCAUGAAUACAUCAACUCGCAUUCUCCUGGUGCUCUUCGUAGCCUAUGCCACGGUCUUCGUGCUCGCUGCGGGAAACACUCCUUUCGAUCGAGCCAUAGGCGUUUGCAUCAGAAACUGUGCCCAGUGCAAGAAAAUGUUCGGACCGUACUUCCUGGGCCAGAAAUGCGCCGAUUCCUGCGUGAAGUACAAAGGAAAGCUCAUCCCCGACUGCGAGGAUGAGGUUUCGAUUCAACCGUUCCUCCAGGCUCUCGAUAGCGAAUAUUGAAACUCAAACGUUAAAGUUCCUGCAUCACUUAAUCGCGUUCAAUGUACACUUAACACGUGGCAAAAGUAUGUAUCGCCUGAAUUUUUUCUUUUUUGUGAAGAACAGAUACUUAGAUUGAUCGACGAUGGUUGUGUUUAAACAAUUUUUCGUCUCGACACGAAAAGACGUUAGAUUUUAUUUAUAGGAGACAAACUACUCGUCGUUGAUAUUAAUCGAAACACUUUGAUCUCAUUGCAAAUGCAACUUGUAGUUUAAUUGUUCCAAGAAUAUUAUACGAUAAAUUGCGAAUGGAAGAAUAUUUAUUGUAUUAUAUAAUCUGCUUCUCGAACGUUGUAUCAUCGAAUACUCUAAGUCAGUGUUUCCCAAAUUAUUUAAUUAGCCAGGUGUUUGAAAACUAGUUAAGUUUUUCAGACAGGGAAACAGUACAAUUAUAGCUUGAAAUUAAAACUAAGUACUCAAAGUAUAAAACGAAUGUUGCGUUUAAAAGAAAAUGAAGCGAAAGUAGACAACAAAUGCUCGAUUGCACAUUGUACUGUUGUCGAGUGGGUAACAACAAGCCAACCGAGUAACAUGCAAAUAUUAUAAAC
Osmia bicornis bicornis is the source of this 896-nucleotide messenger RNA. RefSeq names its product eclosion hormone (gene Eh). The record is from RefSeq and is a predicted model, not a curated record. The transcript is spliced from 3 exons. Gene Ontology annotation, biological process: neuropeptide signaling pathway; ecdysis, chitin-based cuticle. Gene Ontology annotation, molecular function: ecdysis-triggering hormone activity. Bases 46 to 309 code for a protein of 87 amino acids. NCBI's taxonomy places the organism in Eukaryota, Metazoa, Arthropoda, Insecta, Hymenoptera, Megachilidae.